Hippocampus comes (tiger tail seahorse) is the source of this 1832-nucleotide messenger RNA. It is a transcript of the gene btd, whose product is annotated as biotinidase. NCBI's taxonomy places the organism in Eukaryota, Metazoa, Chordata, Actinopteri, Syngnathiformes, Syngnathidae. Gene Ontology annotation, molecular function: hydrolase activity, acting on carbon-nitrogen (but not peptide) bonds, in linear amides. The record is from RefSeq and is a predicted model, not a curated record. The transcript has 6 exons. The coding region runs from base 222 to 1733 and encodes 503 amino acids.
UGAAUCAAUUGGUUUUUGUUUUUGAAAAACGAAUACGUUACGUCACGAGUCUUCCCUCUGAAACCUUUUCAACUUAAAUGUUUUUGUUUACAUUUCAAAGUGUAUGGUACUGCACUUUCACACGCACAACUUUAAACAUUAACCAUACAUUCCCGAGGGGACUUGUGACUUCUCAUCUGCUUCAGACGGUGUUAGUGUGAAUUAAAUGAGCGACCGUGAGCAUGUUGCUGGACGUUGUCCUUUGGGUUGCUUUCGCGUCCAACUGGGCCUUCGGUCAAACCGAGGCUAUUACUUCGGAUUUAACAUACGUUGCUGCUGUCUACGAACACCGCGUGAUCCUCAACCCGGACCCUCAUAUCCCCCUUUCUCGGCUGGAUGCCCUGCAACACAUGCGCAAGAACCUGGCCGUAUUCGAGGAGCAAGCCGACCUGGCUGCCCGGCAGGGUGCCCAGAUCAUUGUCUUUCCGGAGGAUGGUCUUCACGGUUUCAACUUCAGCCGUUCGUCCAUUUCCGGUUACCUAGAGACCAUUCCUGACCCCGAAAAGGAAAAAUGGAACCCGUGCACAGAGUCAGAAAAAUUUAAUAAUACAGAGGUUCAGCAGCAGUUGAGCUGCAUGGCUCGCCGUCACAACCUUUACGUGGUGGCCAAUAUGGGUGAUGUGCAACCGUGCCCUCUCCAGACAGACCCUACGUCUUCCUGUCCCACAGAUGGACGCUGGCAGUUCAACACCAAUGUGGUUUUCAGGUCCGACGGACUGUUGGUGGCGCGCUACCAUAAGCAGAACCUUUAUUUUGAGGAUGCUUUUGACACGCCGCCACAGCCUGAGAUCAUCAGUUUUGAGACCACCUUUGCGGGGAGGUUUGGCCUAAUCACCUGCUUUGACAUCCUCUUCUAUGAGCCUAAAGUCACUCUACUGGAGAUGGGGGUGCGUCAGCUGAUCUUCCCCACCGCCUGGAUGAACCAACUGCCCCUCCUGGACACCAUCCAGUUCCAGCGGGCGUUCAGUCUGGGCUCUCACGUCACGCUGCUCGCCGCCAACAUACGCAGUGACCGUCUCAUCAUGACCGGAAGUGGCAUCUACACUCCGUUUGCAGCAACCUACCACCACGCGCAGAGCGGAGACCCGGAGGAGGGCCGCCUGCUGGUUGCCAGGAUACCCGUCCUGGGCGUGGCCACGGAAUAUGGCCAAGUCCAGCGGAUAGCAGCAGAUUUGAGCUACUGUCACCAUGACGACUGUCCUUCCGAUCCGACACCAUCCUCCACAAUCACCUCCACCAUGAUGCAUGAUCCAUUUAAAUUUGUCCUCCUGGCCAACACAGAAGGCAACCUGAAGGUGUGCGAUGGCGCCUUUUGUUGCCGCCUACAGUUUAAGCGCUCGCCAAAAAGUAACAGUGAUGAACUCUAUGCACUGGGAGCUUUUGCGGGAACUCACACUGUCAACGGGCGUUAUGCUGUGCAGGUGUGUGCAGUCGUUCGUUGUGCGGGGCCCGAGGCCAGCUCAUGUGGACAGGAAAUCGAAGAGGCGGAGACAACAUUUGAUUUUGUUCUGGAGGGUGAGUUUGGGACCAACUACGUUUACCCGUCAGUGCUGGUGAGCCGUUACAUCCUGGAACAGCCGGAACGGGUGGAGAAAAGUACAGGGGGAUGGGUGACCAUGAAACAUUCGAACACAGAAGGCGGGCUGGUCACCGCGUGCUUGUACGGCCGAGUCUAUCACCUGGAUAACAAAUGACCCGCUACGAUUCUGUCAGGAGACAAAACAUAUUCAAUGUGGACAAGAUGAGAAUUGUGUCAAAAAUCUUGGAACAGGGAAUAAAAACAAAUAUCUUUA